Messenger RNA from Dentiscutata erythropus, 660 nucleotides. Lineage: Eukaryota; Fungi; Glomeromycota; Glomeromycetes; Diversisporales; Gigasporaceae. The record is from the annotation of a GenBank genome assembly.
AUGACGCAAUCUACCAAUACGUUUGAUAAAACUCAAUUAGAUUUUCAACAAAUGAUAAUUUCGUUAAUCUUUGUAAUAUUAUUACUUGUUGUUGCAUUUAUUGCAUCAAUUAUUUUUUUACCGUCAUCACAAAAUAAAGCAAUAAAAAAAUUUGAAAGAUUCGUUUUCAUUUGGCUAACAUUUGAUGCACUGAUUCAUUUAAUCUUGGAAGGUUCAUUUAUUUAUUAUUCAUUAAUUGAUACUAUUGAAAAAAGCCAAAGUCCUUUGGCUAAAUUAUGGCAAGAAUAUGGUAAAGCAGAUUCAAGAUGGCUACAUUCUGAUGCUACGAUAUUGUCUGUUGAAAUUCCUACAUCUAUAUUUCUUGGGCCACUUGCAAUUUACAUUCUCUACCUUUUGAUCAAUAAUAAUGUAUCAAGACACUAUUGGCAAAUAAUUAUUUGUGUCUGUGAAAUUUAUGGAAGCUGGAUAACUUUUUGUCCUGAAUGGUUAACUGGAUCAAAAAAGUUAAAUACAGAAAAUUUUGUAUUUUUAUGGAUUUAUCUAGUGUUUUUUAACGGACUUUGGGUAGUUAUUCCGUCGAUUUUGAUGCGCCAAUCUUGGAAUGUAAUCAUUAAAAACGCAGAAAUUGUUAAAAAGUUGAAAGAUCGAAAACUUGAAUAG